Actinia tenebrosa (Australian red waratah sea anemone) is the source of this 903-nucleotide messenger RNA. RefSeq names its product somatostatin receptor type 5-like. The record is from RefSeq and is a predicted model, not a curated record. Gene Ontology annotation, molecular function: G protein-coupled receptor activity. Gene Ontology annotation, biological process: G protein-coupled receptor signaling pathway. NCBI's taxonomy places the organism in Eukaryota, Metazoa, Cnidaria, Anthozoa, Actiniaria, Actiniidae. Gene Ontology annotation, cellular component: plasma membrane.
AUGAAAUCUAAAUUAAUCGACGACGCCAAAGACUAUUUGGUCGCUAUCGCUGGCCCGGUGUUGUACAUCUUUGGUGUCGCUGGCAACUCGUUCGUCGUCAUUGCAGUAUGGAAAAAGCGAUCUCUGCGAUCAACAACCAACUGUCUUCUUGUUAACCUUGCCAUCUCAGAUAUCGUUAGCUUUUUGUUUUUGCCACUGAUGCUAGUUCAGUCCACUCCCUUAAAUCCAGAUCACUUCGCCGACUUUUUGUGCAAGUUCUUGAUUUCUUUUCAUAUACCAGCAACAGCAAAUGUGGUUGCUAUCCUCACGGUGACCUUGAUGUCCAUCGAGAGAUAUCAUGCUUUGGUCAAACCGAUGAAGAUUAGAAAACGACUUCAGAAAGAUACAAUAGGACAUGCUGUCACCGGUCUUUGGAUUUCAGGGCUCCUUCUUACUCUCCCUUACUACAUAUUUGGUCAAUAUGAUGAAGAUUAUUUGUGUUGUGUAGUUGGUAAACGGACAAAAGGAUUCAUAAUCUAUGAACUAAUUUUCCUGGCUGUCAUCGUUUUCGUUCCUUUCUUCAUUACCAGCUUCUGCUACUUCCAAAUCGUUCGUGAACUGUACUUCAAGAACAAAGUCAGACCACAGAACGUGCCAUCCGCCGCAGAAGAAGAUGCUCGUGAUAAGCGUAAACUCGUCAAACUGUCUCUCUCGAUAAUUUCAGUGUUUGGACUUUUUAUGUUUCCUUUGUUUAUCACCUUGAUCUUAAAAUCCAUCGAUGAUGACACCUUUAAACGAUACUUCCAGAUAGCUGCAGCUUUCUUCUUCGUGGAGGCUGCAGUCAACCCGUUCAUCUACACUUUCCAGAGCACGAAUUUUCGACAAGCAUUUAAAGAGAUACUGAAACACCCGUUUUGUGCUUGA